UAGUAUCUAUCUAGUGUUAAAAAUUAUAAAUAUUUAUCAUUAUUUAUUAGUAAUAUUUAAUAAUUAUCUUUGCCGUUCAGCGAUCGGUUUUGGUCGAUAGUCCAAUUAAAUUACUUACCAUUUGAUUGUUUGUAUUACUGCUUAAAAAUGUCUGAUAUCCAAAUGGACUGUGCACUAGAUCUUAUGCGGCGUUUACCGCCUCAAAAAAUUGAAAAGCACUUGAGUGAUCUCAUCGACCUAGUUCCGAGUUUAUGUGAAGACCUAUUGUCUUCUGUUGAUCAGCCGCUAAAAAUCAUAAGAGACAAGCAAGUUGGCAAAGAUUUUUUACUUUGUGAUUAUAACAGAGAUGGAGAUUCAUAUAGAUCACCCUGGAGUAAUACAUAUUUUCCACCGCUGGAUGAUGGUGCUGUCCCAACUGAAAAAUUACGCAAGCUUGAAAUAGAUGCUAAUAUGGCUUUUGAUCAAUAUAGAGAAAUGUAUUUUGAAGGUGGUGUGUCUUCUGUUUACCUAUGGGAUUUAGAUCAGGGUUUUGCCGGUGUUAUAUUGAUUAAAAAGGUAGGAGAUGGAUCUAAGAAAGUACGAGGUACUUGGGAUUCUAUACAUGUAGUGGAAGUACAAGAAAAAAAUACUGGACGUAACGCACAUUAUAAACUCACAUCAACUGUUAUGCUGUGGUUACAAACUAAUAAAGCUGUGUCAGGUAGUAUGAGCCUGGCAGGUAGUUUGACCAGACAAACGGAAAUGGACAGUCCAGUGUCGGAUUCUUCACCACAAAUAGCUAAUAUUGGACGUAUGGUUGAGGACAUGGAGAAUAAAAUGCGUAACACUCUGAAUGAAGUUUAUUUUGGAAAAACAUGUGACAUAAUGAAUGGUUUACGAAGUGUAGUGCCAUUGAAUGCCGACGAUGAAAAUAAAGAAGCCUUGAGACAAGAUUUAACUGCUGCCUUACAGAAGCGACAUACCAAGUCUGAUGCAAAAGAUUCCACUAAUCCGACUAGUAAUUAGUAAUAAUUGUAUUAAAAAAGAUCUUCCAAUAUUUUUAUGAACAUACUGGACUUACUUUUAUUGAAAU
Molecule: messenger RNA, 1072 nt
Organism: Melanaphis sacchari
Lineage: Eukaryota; Metazoa; Arthropoda; Insecta; Hemiptera; Aphididae
Gene: cpb
Product: F-actin-capping protein subunit beta
Exons: 4
Coding region: 148-1005 (285 amino acids)
Biological process (GO): actin cytoskeleton organization; negative regulation of filopodium assembly; barbed-end actin filament capping
Cellular component (GO): F-actin capping protein complex; cytoplasm
Molecular function (GO): actin filament binding
Source: RefSeq, a predicted model, not a curated record